UGUUCAUUCUCCGACCUCGAAGAACAGGAGAAGCAGAGAAGGAUAUUUGAUACGAUGUCGCUGGGGAUGAUGAAACCCGUCAAGCCUGGUCUAGAAGAACCGCAGGAGCAAUUGCAUCGGAUUAGGAUUACUCUUUCAUCCAAGAAUGUGAAAAAUCUUGAGAAAGUCUGUGCUGAUCUUGUGAAUGGUGCAAAGAACAAAAGGCUGAAAGUCAAGGGUCCAGUAAGGAUGCCAACAAAAGUUUUGCGCAUCACCACAAGAAAAUCUCCUUGUGGAGAAGGCACAAACACUUGGGAUUGUUUUGAGCUUCGCGUCCACAAGAGGGUUAUUGAUCUUGUGAGCUCAUCUGAGGUUGUGAAGCAGAUCACAUCGAUUACGAUUGAACCCGGUGUUGAGGUUGAGGUCACCAUUGCAGAUCCCUGAGCAAUACUUAACUAGAUACUUUUCAGUUUUGUAGACUGAAGAAGGAAUUAAUUUUAGAAUUUGCCUAUGACUUAUCUCUUGCCCAAAUUAUUAUUUUUGGUAACCAUGUAAGAGCUUACUUUUGCAUUAGGCGCCUUCCUUGUCUGUUUCAGUAAUGUUUUAAGGUUUUCUUUGUUAUAAAUGUGACAUUGACUGUGAUGUGGGAAAAGUGAAUGAACAUGAGCAUGGUGGUUGUG
Messenger RNA from Telopea speciosissima, 659 nucleotides. RefSeq names its product 40S ribosomal protein S20-1-like. Bases 55 to 423 code for a protein of 122 amino acids. Gene Ontology annotation, biological process: translation. Lineage: Eukaryota; Viridiplantae; Streptophyta; Magnoliopsida; Proteales; Proteaceae. The transcript is spliced from 4 exons. The record is from RefSeq and is a predicted model, not a curated record. Gene Ontology annotation, molecular function: structural constituent of ribosome; RNA binding. Gene Ontology annotation, cellular component: cytosolic small ribosomal subunit; ribosome.